Molecule: messenger RNA, 1527 nt
Organism: Bufo gargarizans (Asiatic toad)
Lineage: Eukaryota; Metazoa; Chordata; Amphibia; Anura; Bufonidae
Gene: TMEM106C
Product: transmembrane protein 106C
Exons: 8
Coding region: 150-932 (260 amino acids)
Source: RefSeq, a predicted model, not a curated record
GACCGAUCACGUGAUGAUCACACCAUCGCAGGUCCUUUAGGCAGCUGUAUCUAUCUGGUGUGAGCCAAGCCUCGGCGUUUCCUGGCCCCUGACCACCUGGGGCGCUCCCGGCACUCCUGCAGCUGGCCGGCAGAUGCUGAACACAGAAUAUGGGCUCCAUUAUGUCCGCCUAUACCAGCCACGUGAGCGCUCGGAGGCCGGCGGGCAGCUCGCAUGUUGAGGAUGAUGACGAUUUGUUGGAUGGAAAGGACAGAGAAGAAGACAUUGCUCAGUUUCCAUAUGUCGAGUUUACAGGACGUGACAGCAUUACGUGCCCGUCUUGCCAAGGAACUGGGUGCAUUCCAACAGAACAAGUGAAUGAGUUGGUUGCACUUAUACCAUAUAGCGACCAAAGGCUGCAGCCCCAGAGGACGAAAUGUUACGUUGUCCUCUCCGUUCUGCUGUGCCUCUUAAUCUGUGGUUUGGUGGUGUUUUUUCUAUUUCCACGCACUGUUCUUGUCCAGGAUGGUGGCAUACGAAUGGUACAAGUGUGGUUUGAUAAGGAGAAUGACAUUGUGAACCUUGCAAUGACGAGCACUCUACAUAUAACAAAUUCCAACUUCUAUUCAAUCUCUGUGGACAGUCUUAUAAGCCAAGUACAGUACAUGAACACAGUGAUUGGAACCCAGCAGCAGAGUAACGUGUCUGUCAUCCAGCCGCUCAGUGAGAAACUGGUGAAUUUCACAGUGAAGUUGGAGUUAGGUGGAAUUCUGUCUUAUUUAUAUAACUUCUGCACACUGCCCACAGUUAAAGUGCACAACAUUGUUGUUUUUGUGCGAACAUCGGUGAAAUUUUCUUACGUCGGGCACACCUCGCAAAGCUCCUUGGAGACUUACCAAUACAUCGAUUGUGGUGCAAAUUCAACAAUAUUCACCGACCACCAUGCUUUAUAAAGUAACUAAAGCAUAAUCGGCAAUAUGCUGUCUUGCCCCUGUGAGUCAUCUACAGAAAUGAUAAAUCUACAUCUGCACCAGCCUGGCACUCAUGUUUACAUUACAAAGUACUGGAAUCUGCACUGGCACUUUUUUUGCACUGGUGCUCCCCUUCUUUGUCUUUAUUUUAAUUAAUUGUAAAAUGUUUUGUAGUAAUUAAAGACCAGAACAUUCGCAGUUUUAAAUCUUAUUUCAUUAAGCUUUUCAGGACAUCCGCCAUACAUGCACAGCGGAAGUCCGAUGUUUCAAAAUGACUCUCUCUCCUGAGUGCAUCAGGCGCCUUUCCACUGGUUUUCUGCUGUUUUAAACCGCAGAUACCCAUGGCUGAUGUCUGUGAUUGGCAUAUUAAGCUGCUUUCCCUGGUACGGUGUGUGUCUGGGGCACAAACUGUUCUGAUGCAUGGUGAUUAGAGGAGCCAGUCCAUAGGAACAUAGUGCAACUCCCAUAGGCUGCAAUGUUAAUUCAUUACAGUCUUUGGGAUAAGCAAGUUAAAGGGGUUCUGCAGUUUGUUUAAACUGAUGAUCUAUCCUCUGGAUAGAUCAUCAGCAUCUGAUCG